Sabethes cyaneus is the source of this 1743-nucleotide messenger RNA. RefSeq names its product glutactin-like. The transcript has 5 exons. The record is from RefSeq and is a predicted model, not a curated record. Lineage: Eukaryota; Metazoa; Arthropoda; Insecta; Diptera; Culicidae. The coding region runs from base 1 to 1743 and encodes 580 amino acids.
AUGGGACCCAACCUUAUCAAAUUAGCACUUCUGCUAUCCGUCCUGUGGUGCACCGCCCGAGUUGAGGGUCAAAAUCCUCCAAAUGUGUUGGUAAAUAUUCAGGGUCUAGGAGUAGUUCGUGGUUCCACCGAAUGGACAGCUCGCACCAACCAGUCGAUUUCCUGCUUCUACAACAUCCCGUACGCUGAAGCUCCAAACGGGGCUCGGCGGUUCAAAGCCCCGCUGAAGGCCGCUGCGUGGGGCGAAGUACGGGAUGUUACUCAACCCGGUCGCGAAUGUCCCCAGCCAGUUGAAGGACUCAAUCAAGACAAUGAGGAUUGUUUAACUUUGUCGGUGUAUACGAAAAAUACGGAAGGUAAUUUUCCAGUAAUGGUUUACAUUCAUGGUGGUUCCUUUUACCUGGGAUCGGCAGAGCAGCAUCCGCCGAACUAUCUACUAGAACGAGAUGUUCUACUGGUUGUGAUUCAGUAUCGCUUGGGUGCCCUUGGAUUCCUCUCAACUCUGAGUGAUACAAUACCGGGAAAUGCCGGAAUGCUAGAUGUCAUUAUGGCACUACAAUGGGUACAGGAUCACAUCGCAGAUUUCGGAGGAAACCGUCAGAACGUGACCGUGUUUGGACAAUCCGCAGGAGCAGCAGCUGCUUCGGCGCUUCUGUACAGUCCGUUAGUUCCGGUGAAUCUUUUCAACAAGGUUAUUUUACAAUCUGGUGGAUCCAUUUCCACUUGGGCAAUUGAUCCCAAUCCGGUUGGGAACGCCAAAGACUUUGCCAAGCAUGCCGGAUGUCUAGAUGAUGUUUCGUUGGAAGCAACCGAACUGUGUUUGAUGACCGUUCCUACUGACGUGCUUGUAAAUGCGCUACCGAUGCAUCUGGCAAACAUAUUCACUCCUGGCAAGGAACACAUCAGUAGUAUUGGGAUGGUAGUAGGAGGACCAUCAAAUUUUCUGCUGAAAAAACCAUUCGAAAGCGUUCGUCAGGGUCAAAUUCGAUCAGAUAUUCGGUUGAUGGCCGGAGUCACCAAACAAGAUGGAUCGUUUCUUCUCAACAGUUUGUACGAUUACUUGAAUACUACCCAGUUACUGAAUGAUCCCAAAUUUCUUGAGUAUGAUUUGGUGGAUACUAUGAAUCGUAUUCUAGGUUUAGAUGAAGAAAGUGGUGCUUUAUCGGCGUUCGAAAUCGAUGCUCUGUUCAGUGCAGAAGAACUUAAAAGUGCCAAUUUCUCAGUCAUGGCUAAGGGAUUGAUCGAUAUUGCCAGUGCCAUUAUUCUAAAAGGCCCGGUUCUUAGAGAUAUUCAAGCCAAUGUAAAGUACAGCAACGUGGCCUAUCUGUACACGUUUGAUUACGACGGGGAGCAUACUCGAUUUGGAUAUGGAAAGAGCACGGACCACUAUCCGUACGAUGGUGGCAUUCAUCAUUCCAAUGACAACAUCUACUUGUUCCCGUACCCGGAUGAGGUCACCGAACUCAACGCUGAAGAUACCCGAAUGUCGGAAACCAUGGUCGACCUGUGGACAUCGUUCGCGAUCGAUGGAAUUCCCAAGUCGUCAAAUGUGCAGCAAUGGCCACCCGUUGAUAGUUUACUCGGGCCGUAUCUGCACAUUAAUUCACCGGCAAGUGUUGGUGAAAACUUUUAUCGGGAAUUUUCCGUUACCGCCAGGGAUGAUCCGAGUGCUGCCGCUACUAACGUCGUUACAAUUUCCACACUGAUAAUUAGUUGUAUUGUGGCAUUUUACAAAUGGAUUUGA